This is a messenger RNA of Sapajus apella (tufted capuchin), 2043 nucleotides long. RefSeq names its product lectin, mannose binding 1 like (gene LMAN1L). The record is from RefSeq and is a predicted model, not a curated record. Lineage: Eukaryota; Metazoa; Chordata; Mammalia; Primates; Cebidae. Gene Ontology annotation, molecular function: D-mannose binding. Gene Ontology annotation, cellular component: Golgi membrane; COPII-coated ER to Golgi transport vesicle; endoplasmic reticulum membrane. Gene Ontology annotation, biological process: endoplasmic reticulum organization; endoplasmic reticulum to Golgi vesicle-mediated transport; Golgi organization. The transcript has 14 exons. Bases 605 to 1894 code for a protein of 429 amino acids.
UUCCUCCAUGUAGUCAAAUAUGCAUUGUUCAAAAAUAUCCAUUGUUCAAAUUUCCCCAAUAUCUUUUCUUUUUUCCCAGUUGGGUUAAAAUUUGGCUCCAAACAAGGUCUGCAGGUCACAUCUAUUUGCUGUCUCUGAAGACCCCCUUACUUUUCUUCAUGUAAUGCGUUUGUUAGGGAACCAGGCUGCUAGGAAGCAUGAACCUGGGGGAAUGCAGGAAGGGGAGAGAGGGGUCAGGAAGGAGAGGAGGAUCGUGGCCAGAAUAGACAGGCCAUCCAUGCUGGGGGACACAGGCAGGACGUGGAGGCCUGUCUCCCUGCCUGGGAGGGAAUACCAAGGCUGCUGAAGGAUGGGGCCCAACCCUGAGCACCCCUCCUCCCCCCUGCAUCCAGCUGCAAGACGUGAGCCGAGAUAGAAAGACGGCCUGAGCCAGGAGCAGAUCUCAGGUUGUCGAGGGAUCCCGCUGCCCACGUCACACGGGAGGUUUGAGUACAAGUUCAGCUUCAAAGGCCCAAGGCUGGCAUUGCCUGGGGCUGGAAUACCCUUCUGGAGCCAUCAUGGAGACGCCAUCCUGGGCCUGGAGGAAGUGCGGCUGGCACCAUCCAUGAGGAACCGGAGUGGCGCCGUGUGGAGCCGGGCCUCUGUCCCCUUCUCUGCCUGGGAAGUAGAGGUGCAGAUGAGGGUAACAGGGCUGGGCCGCCAGGGAGCCCAGGGCAUGGCCGUGUGGUACACCCGGAGCAGAGGCCGUGUAGGCUCUGUCCUGGGGGCGAUGGCCUCGUGGAAUGGCAUCGGGAUCUUCUUUGACUCCUCAGCAGAGGAUACCCAGAACAGCCCGGCCAUCCGUGUACUGGCCAGCGAUGGACACACCCACUCCAAGCAGCCCGGGGAUGGGGCCAGUCAAGUGCUGGGCUCCUGUCAUCGGGACUUCCGGAACCAACCACACCCCUUCAGAGCACGGAUCACCUACUGGGGGCAGAGGCUGCGCGUGUCCUUGAACAGCGGCCUCACUCCCCGUGAUCCAGAUGAGGUCUGUGUGGAUGUGGGGCCCCUGCGUUUGGCCCCUGGAGGUUUCUUUGGGGUCUCAGCAGCCACAGGCACCCUGGCAGAUGAUCAUGAUGUCCUGUCCUUCCUGACCUUCAGCCUGAGGGAGCCCGGCCCAGAGGUUCCCCCUCAACCCGUCCUGGAGAUGGAGCAGCUCCGCCUGGUGAGGCAGCUGGAAGGACUGCGGGCAAGGCUGGGCCUGGGCACCAGGGAGGAUGUAACUCCAAAGUCAGAUUCUGAAGCUCAAGAAGACGGGGAAAGGCUCUUUGACCUGGAGGAGACGCUGGACAGACACAGCCGGACGCUGCAGGCUCUGCAGAGUCUCUCCGAGCGGCUGGCCCAGGCUGAGAGGCAAUGGAAGCAGCUGGGGCCCCCAGGCCAGGCCAGGCCUGACGGAGGCUGGGACUCUGCCAAGCUCAGUGCCCUGCUCCAUGGACAGUGGACUCUGCUCCAGGCCCUGCAAGGGAUGAGGGACGCAGCUGUCCGCAUGGCCACAGAAGCCCGAGUCUCUUACCUGCCUUUGGGCACUGAGCACCAUUUCUUAGAGCUGGACCACAUCCUGGGCCUCCUGCAGAAGGAGCUUCAGGGCCCGGCGAAUGCAGCAGCCAAGGCCCCCCGCCCACCUAGACAGCCCUCAAGGGCCUCCUCGUGCCUGCAGCCUGGCAUCUUCCUGUUCUUCCUCCUCAUUCAGACCGUUGGCUUCUUCGGCUACGUGCACUUCAGCAGGCAGAAGCUGGACAACAGCCUUCAGGAGUGUCUGUCCACAGGUAGCCUUCCUCUGUGUCCUGAACCACACACCCCUAGGGCCCCGGGGAUUGUGAGGAGGCAGCCUCUCCCCGCCAGCAUGGCCUGACCCACCUCAGAGCCACUUUGCAUCACUGGGAAGCAGGCGGUGUCUGCGAUGGGGGCUUGGUCAGUAUCCUCUCCGUCUGCAUGCCCAGCUCCCACCUACACCUGAGCUUUCAGCACAUUCCCACCUUAUUAAACGUGAUUUCCCUCUCC